This is a messenger RNA of Mercenaria mercenaria, 1219 nucleotides long. RefSeq names its product peptidoglycan-recognition protein SC2-like. Gene Ontology annotation, biological process: peptidoglycan catabolic process; innate immune response. The transcript is spliced from 3 exons. Bases 128 to 733 code for a protein of 201 amino acids. NCBI's taxonomy places the organism in Eukaryota, Metazoa, Mollusca, Bivalvia, Venerida, Veneridae. The record is from RefSeq and is a predicted model, not a curated record. Gene Ontology annotation, molecular function: zinc ion binding; peptidoglycan binding; N-acetylmuramoyl-L-alanine amidase activity.
UUCACCACUGUGUAUCUAGAUAACAUACUAUUUUAUCAAGUACAACGUAGCUGACAAAAAGGAAAAAUAAUUGUCCAAAAUCAGACGUUAGUGUUUGUAAUUACUGGACAUAUAUUUGGUGUGGAAAAUGAAGUAUCUAUAUCUUCUGCUAUCUCUAUAUAUGGUAGAUGCAUUGCCCCUUCCUGGCUGCGAUAACGUUACCAUAGUGACACGACAAGAAUGGGGCGCGAGACCAUCUAAAGAGAUUAAUUACAUGGGUACGCCAGUAACAGUGGUAUUCAUUCAUCACACAGCAAUGAGCGAAUGUUUUACACAAGAUGCUUGUGCUAAUGAAAUGAGGAUCAUACAGAACCUCCACAUGGACACAAGGGGCUGGGACGAUAUCGGAUACAACUUCCUUAUCGGCGAGGAUGGUAAGGCAUACGAAGGCAGAGCCUGGGACAGAAUUGGAGCGCAUACACGUGGGUGGAAUGAUGUGGCAAUCGCCUUCUCAAUCAUGGGCGAUUAUUCUAACAAGCUUCCAAACGGCGAUGCCUUGCAUGCAGUCAAAGUUAUGAUAGAAUGUGGCGUAAAGCUUGGCAAAAUUACACCAGAUUACAAAAUGUACGGUCAUCGAGAUGUUGGUCAAACUGAAUGUCCAGGAAAUAGCUUGUAUCAACUGAUCAAAACUUGGGACCACUUUGAUCACAACACACCAGUUAAACCUACUCCAAAGCCAUAUAGACCCACAUGAACCAGCAAAGAAAAGACUUAUAAAAUAUACUGUAUUUGUCUGAAAAAGGACGCAGCUCAACUUACAUAAGGGCCUGUAUUUAUCCACUUUUAAAAUCUGAAAUUUGCCAUAGGCUUUAAAAGGCUAAAUUGUCUGUUUAACUUUCUCGUUUUUAGAAUAGCGUUAAAUGUAAUAAUUUUGGGGGUGUGCCUUCUCGUUCUUCAAAAUUUCAGUGGUAUAUAUACGAUGUCUCAUUUUCAGAUUUUAAAGAGUAAAUAAUACGGGUCAAACAUUUAUUGUAUUAAAAAUGUUACUGGAACAAAUGACAUUUUUAUUUCUAUUAAAAGAACCCUUCCUCCUAAAAAUAUCUCCUAAAAUUGGAACAUUUUAUCUCCUGGCAUUUUUCCUUCUUUUCAAUUUGCCAUUUUUAAAUAGUAAAAAACUACAAUAAUUCAUUAAAAUACCCUGCAUGCGUUAAUAAGGCAAAUAAAUAUUGGCACUCCUAAA